Molecule: messenger RNA, 4138 nt
Organism: Scaptodrosophila lebanonensis
Lineage: Eukaryota; Metazoa; Arthropoda; Insecta; Diptera; Drosophilidae
Gene: mib2
Product: E3 ubiquitin-protein ligase MIB2
Exons: 6
Coding region: 456-3656 (1066 amino acids)
Biological process (GO): protein ubiquitination
Cellular component (GO): cytoplasm
Molecular function (GO): zinc ion binding; protein binding; ubiquitin-protein transferase activity
Source: RefSeq, a predicted model, not a curated record
AUUUUAUACAUUAACAAAUUUGGCAACCAAAACUAAAUUUAACAGGUUUUACGCGGCUACGCGUGUGCUAAAUUUUAAAGUGAACGAAACAGAAGUGAAUUAUGUAGAAAUUAGCUGAGAGGCAAAAGUUGUAGUUAUAAAAACGCUAGUGGAAAUUGUAAAUGCGAAAAUAUACAUACAUAUAUGUACACACCCAUACGUACAUAUUGGCGAUACGGACUGUCACACACACACUGGCCAACAAAUACAAAUUACUGGUAGCAACUGUGAAAAACAGUCGCGCCCCCGCUUUUAAUAGAAUACGACACAACAACUUGAUGUUUAUUGUUGGGGAGAACGAAAGAGCGCAACUAUUUUGCCAAACAACGCAACAAAAAUAAAUCAAAAGUUAUCAAGCGCAACCGUCGAAAACAGAAGAGGACAAUUGAAACUUUAUUUAAUAACAGCACACUGCCAUGAGCGCCCCCGUACAGGCUGGGGUACGUGUGGUGCGCGGUCCCCAUUGGAUAUGGGCGAAUCAAGACGACGGAGAAGGUCACGUUGGCACCGUUUGUGAAAUAGGACGUUGCGGAUCACAACAGUCUCCGGAAAACACUGUGGUCGUCAAUUGGGAUUCUGGACAUCGCACCAAUUAUCGAGUGGGCUAUCAAAACCAAUACGAUCUGAUUAUUGUGGAUAAUGCACAAGUUGGCGUUCGACAUUCAAACGUCGUUUGUGAUGGUUGCUCCAAAGCUGGAAUAGCCGGCAUUGUCUUCAAGUGUGCGCAGUGUGCCAAUUACCAUUUGUGCGCUUAUUGCUAUGGGGAGAAUGUGCAUGAUCUAGAACAUCCGUUUGUGCGCUAUACCACCCCAAAUUCGCUGGGCGUACGUGUGCCGCCCCGCAAGGACGGAAAGCGCAUUCCUUUGCGUGGCAUCUUUGUAGAAUCGAAAGUAGUGCGCGGUCCCGACUGGGAGUGGAACGAUCAGGACGGUGGCGAGGGCAAGACAGGACGUGUUGUUGAAAUACGCGGCUGGGACAAUGAAUCCUGUCGCAGUGUAGCCAACGUUGAGUGGGUAACGGGCUCUACGAACGUCUAUCGCUUGGGUCAUAAGGGGAACGUUGAUUUAAAGUACAUCAUUGCGACGUGUGGAGGUCACUAUUAUAAGGAACAUAUGCCGGUGUUGGGGCAAACGGAAGAACAGCAACCAGUGGCGCCCAUGGUGAAGCCCACAUUCUCGGUGGGGGAUCGCGUUAAGGUGUGCUUAGAGGUGGAUGCGUUGAUGAAGUUACAGCAAGGACAUGGCGGUUGGAAUCCACGAAUGAUAGAACACUUGGCCAAACUGGGAACAGUGCAUCGCAUUACAGACAAGGGGGAUAUACGCGUACAGUAUGAAAACUGUCCAAACCGUUGGACAUUCCAUCCAGCGGCCUUAGUUAAGGUAGUUAGUUUUCGUGUCGGCGAUUUAGUGACCAUUAUCAAUGAUGCCAAAAAAGUACAGCAACUGCAGAAAGGCCACGGUGAAUGGAUUGAUAUCAUGCGAUAUGCUUUGGGAAAACUCUGUAAGGUAGUUAAAGUCUACUCGGAUGGUGAUUUACGCAUACAGCAGCUGGAUGAUGGCUUUGAAUGGACGCUGAAUCCGAAGUGCGUUAAGCUCGAGCGUUCACCGCUGGCCACAGCAGCUGAGCGUUCGAAUAGCAUGAUGGACUUAAGUAAUCGGCGCACGGAUCAUGUGAUGACGCCACUUUCCGGACUCUCUGGCACCUCUGUAGUCGAUAAGUUGGUGCGUGAGGCGGCCCAAGGACAUUUGGAGUUUGUACGUCAAUAUUUGGACGUGAAUCCCGGGCAGGUGGAUGUGAUGAGUGGUGGCAAGGCAUGCAUUCAGGUUGCCUCGCAUCAAGGGUAUGUCGAACUGGUCAAAUAUCUCAUCGACAAGGGCGCGAACGUGAAUGUGGUGGACAAAGAAGGGGACUCGGCACUCCAUUAUGCCGCUUUCGGUAAUCAACCGGAGACCAUGCAUGUCCUUUUGCAGCAUGGAGCCAAAGUGAAUUUCCUCAACUCCAGCCACUGUUCGGCACUGCAUAUUUGUGCGCACAAGAAGACGCCCCACUGUGUUCGCGAGCUACUCCGCCACAAUGCUGAUGUUAAUAUACAGGAUUCGUAUGGCGACACAGCGCUGCACGAUGCCAUCGGUAAAGAGAACACCGAGGUGGUUGAGCUACUUUGCAAUGCGCCCAAUCUGAAUAUAACCAUUAAGAACAAUCGAGGAUUCAAUGUAUUACAUCAUGCCGCCCUCAAAGGCAAUGUGGCGGCUGCUCGUCGCAUACUUCAAUUGUCCCGGCAGCUGGUUAAUGUGCGCAAGGACGAUGGCUUUGCGGCUCUACAUCUGGCCGCACUUAAUGGUCACGCACAGGUGGUAGAGACGCUCGUGACGGAGGGUCAAGCGGAAUUGGACAUACGGAACAAUCGACGUCAGACGCCUUUUCUUUUGGCCGUCGCUCAAGGACACGCUGCUGUUAUCGAGCGUCUAGUCAAGCUCUCGUGCGAUGUGAAUGCCAAGGACGAGGAUGGGGACAAUGCUAUGCAUCUGUGCAUCAUUAAGAAAUCGAAUUUACAGCAAGCCGCUGAACCUGCACAGGACGAGGCGCCCGAAAUACACAAAUUCUACAUGAGCCUGUUGACGACGAGUGUGCGGCGCGAAGACCGCCUUAUGUACAGCAUACUCAUCUACCUAUCGCGACAUGGCUGUCGCGUCGAGGUCAACAACGCCAAUGCCAGCAUAUUUGAAUGGAUCACUGAUCGCAACAUUCGUCAACUGAUCUUUGGCCACCAAAUGGGCGCCGACGAGGCCACAACUGCGGCAGCUUUGCAGCGUAAUAUGCAAGCUUUGGACAUUAGUGCGUCCGAGGCUGGACCACCUGCUGGCGAUGAACUGGCCACUGCAGCAGCAGCUAUUACCUUAACGCCGGCACCACCGAUGCCGCCGCCAGUGGCACAGCGUCAGCAGCAAUUGGAGCUAAUACCCAAGCCGGAGACAACGGCAGUGGCAGCGACAACAUCUAGCAAUAAUCAUGCAUCGCCCGGCACAAAGAAACUGAACUCGGAUAGCGCUGCAAUCUCACCGCAGGUUGCGCCGCGCAAAAAGGCGCCCAAACCACCAGUACCAACAGCAGCGUCUGCAGCAUCCACCAGCACCAGCCUUGAGGCAAAUGCACUACCACACGUCGUGGCAGCCUCGAGCAACAACAGCAACUCACACUCACCCAUUGGAGGGCCACAGGAGUGCAUUGUGUGCAACGAACUCCUCCAGUUGGUGCGCUUCGAGCCCUGUCAACACCAAAUUGCGUGCGAGGAGUGCAGUAUACGCAUGAAGAAGUGUCUACGCUGCGGCGUUGCUAUAGAGCGGCGUUUGGCCGCCAACGGACGGCUGGUCGUGCAACAAGCGAACUGCACAUCAUCGCCAGGCGAUCAGUUGCGGAUGCCGUCCGGCGAGCUGCUGCGCUAUCUGGAGAAUAAGGUACAGGAAUUCGAGGAAUCACAUUACUGCGGCAUAUGCAUGGAACGCAAACGGGAUGUCGCCUUUCUAUGUGGCCACGGCGCCUGUUCCCAUUGUGCCGAAACUUUGCGAACCUGCCACAUGUGCCGCAAGACGAUAUUGAAGAAGAUAAACCUUUACUAAAAAGGAGAGAAGUACUGCGUUCAGACAUGGAGCAUGCACCAUGCAACAUGAUUGUGGCAAUAUGCAACCAAAGUGGCUUGUACAUAUAGCAAUUACAUAUAUACAUACAUAUAUUUACAAAAAUAUGUAGUUAUUUCAAAAUAACGCAGGCAUCUAAUUAUCCCCACACAAUACAACACCCUAUUAAUCAACUCCAACCCUAAUUUAUUGUAUACACCAACGAACUUUACGCUCGCCUGCAAAACGUUUUUUUAUUUUAUGUAGUAGCAUUUACAAUUAACUUGCGCUCUUAGGCAGCUGCAAGCAAAAAAAAAAAAUGAAAGGCUAUAAAAAGUAUGCACCUACAAAAAGACACAUACACAUGUCUAGUUAUUAGCAUCGUUUAACUAUGCAAUUGCCUAUGUAUAUGCCCUAGUAACGAGAAAACAAACAAAUCUACAUGCGAUUAAAUGAUUAAUUAAGGCUUCAAAUUAUACAAAUAC